Messenger RNA from Strongylocentrotus purpuratus (purple sea urchin), 4327 nucleotides. RefSeq lists its product as uncharacterized. The coding region runs from base 522 to 1112 and encodes 196 amino acids. Lineage: Eukaryota; Metazoa; Echinodermata; Echinoidea; Camarodonta; Strongylocentrotidae. The record is from RefSeq and is a predicted model, not a curated record. The transcript has 3 exons.
AUCCCGUCCACAAUACCAGUAUCCCAUGCAGCUAAUCCUCUUGUGCAGGAGAUUGUGACAAAUGGUGAUGAUGAGAGCGACUCUUUUAGAACUAAAGAGAAUGAUGCCAUCUCCCCUGAUUGCAAUGAUGAUGAGGAAUCUACUGUUGGCUGUGAAAAGUCUGACACAAGUGCAAACCAGCAAGAAGAUUCAGAUGAAGUCAAACCAGGGGAUGGUGACCUUGGAAGUUCAUCUGAUCAUGAGAUCGCAUCCUCUGUUGGAGCUGAUCCUACCAGUGUAUUGGGAAACAUCCAAGGUUCCCCAGAAGAAGAUGCAACUGGAGUUGUGGAAGAUUCAGAGCUAAGAAAUCCUUGCAAUGAUGAAGUGCAUGCUGAAGAUGAUUGCUUUGUAAUGAGGAAAAAGCGAAAGCCAUCUUUCCCAAGUUUGAUAUCUACCAAACAGAGCAGAAAGUCACACUCAUCAUCAGGGAAGCAAACGUAGACGAAGAGUCUUUCAAACUAGACACAGUGAAUGGGGGAAAGAUGGUGGAAGCAAUGUUCAAGAGGACUAAAAUGGCUUCAGAUACAGCAGAGGAGAUGUUCACUCUCCUCGUAAGUUGUGAGGAAGGGCAGACUUUAGAUGCGAAGGUGAAUACUGAUGUCUCCAAGCUCAAUGUGGUCCUGGUAUUCAAGAAGAUGGAAGGAAGUGGAUGCUUGUGGUCUGCUCUUAAGGCUGGUGUGUCUGCAGAUGCUCUGGAGGAGAAACGUUUUGCAACAGAGGAGAGUCUGGAAGAUGCUCUGGAGGAGAUAACAUCCGAUGAAGGCAGGAGCAAGGAGACGAUGCCAUGCUCUGUAUCCGAGUUCUCCACCGACUGCGUCAAGGCUCAGUUUCAAGUCACUUGUGAGGUAGCAGACAAUGGAAAGAGUUCACAAGCCAGUGCCAAACAUAAAGGAGAAUCUGAUGGAUCUAAGAAGGCAUCUGUGAGAUCUAAAGAGUCCAUCAUCCCAGCCUUGGACCUAGGACCUGCAGCAGAUGAGACCAAGGAGGAGAGUGAUGUCAGUUCACGUCACAGUGAUUCUCAGUCAUCUCCUACAGGUUCUUCUUCCAUAACUCUAGUCUUAAGAGUGCUUUGAGGAGUCCUCGCAGGAGAGCAUGUAAGUCGGUCAGCUUCAGUGAAGAAGUCUUGGUGGAACUCUUCCUUGAUGGUCCCAAGAAACCCAAGAAAGGAUACAACAAGAAGAAAGGAGGACGCCGCACCCCAUUCUUUGGUCCUAGACGCAUGAUUGAGAAGCUGAAGGACAACUCCUGGGAGUAUUUCAGUGAUUCUGAACUCCUGCACCACAAAGAUGGAAGUACAGAGGAAUAUGAAGAUCUAGAAUGGAAGUGGCAACCAGACCAGGUCCUAAUGCGACAGUCCAGCAGCGAGUCAGAGUCAGGCCAGGAGAUCCCGUCCUCUCCCCGCACUAAUGGUAAGAAGUCCAAGGGAUCUAGGCGCCGGAGAAAAGAAAAGGCGCGGCGCGAGGCAAGCUCGGCAGCAAGCAAUGGUGUUGAAAGUUCUGACACCAAUGAGAACCACAUCAAACCAAGUUCUCCCGGUGAUAUUUCACCUCUCACAAAUGGAGUAGAGUCUGAUGCUAAGAAACAAAGCUCCAAGCUUAAUGGUGAAGCCCAAGAUCUACCAGAAAACAGCGAUUCAAAGAAUAAUAAUGAUGAAAUCAAGAAAAGCAAUGAAAAUGAUGAGCUCCCUCUUGAAAUGCAGGACCACAAAACAAAGUGUGCUUUUGAAUUCUCUAACCAAGUUAUCUUUGAUCUUGAUGAAUAAAGAUCUCAGCAAAAUGAUCAUUUUUGCCAUUCUCCUUGAUGGAAUAUUCUGUAUAUUAGGGGUAUGACCAUGACCAUUAUAUCUAAAAUUACAAUAUUUCAGAUGACAGAUACCAAUGUCAUACUUAUUGUUUUCCUACAAAAAAAGAUGACAUCGCUCCAAUGCCUCUGCAGCUCAGGCUAGAAAAAGUGACAAGUGAAUUUUGAUUGAUAUUGAGUUAUCAAAAUAUUUUGAAUAUUAAUCAGAUGCCAAGUGUGCAGCAGCAAUAUUUGAAAGCUUUUAAAGUUUUCACUCAGGUAUUUCAUUUAAUGGUGAUACCUACAUGUAUAAAUAUUUUAUUUGCCCAAAAUCAGUGACAAGACAAUCCUGUUUCUCCCAUUUAAUGAUGCCUCGCAUAAAAAUGGUGUUUGUGUCAACAUUAAAUCUACCACCACAAGAGAUUUAAUGCUCGAAAAUAUAUUUGGAAUAUUCAAAAUGUUCGAAAAUAUAUUUGGAAUAUUCAAAAUGCUCGAAAAAUAUAUUUGGAAUAUUCAAAAUGCUAGGAAAUAUAUUUGGAAUAUUAAAAAUAGUUAGGAUUGAUAUUGAUUGGUGAUCCUCAUUGUGGUGUUUUCCUGAUUUUCAAUUAAUACUUCUAUAGUUUCAUCAACUAAACUUUUGAUGAACUAAUCGAGUUUGGCUGUUUGAUUGAGUUUAAUAAUGUACAUGUACGUGUAACUACCUUGAUCAUUUGCUGAUUCAUAAUUUGAUAUUUACCUGUCCGUUACAUAUUUGUAAAGAGCUUGAUGCGUAUUACUUUCAUGGAUGGAAUAUGAUGUGUUAUAUAUGAACUGAAGUCUGUACAGAAGUAGUCCAUACAGUAUGUGAAUAAAUGCUGUAGAAGUCUGUAGAUAAAGGAGAAUGUGUUUAUGAGUAAUAGCAUCAUCGUAAUAAUCUUUAAUACUUAGUGACUUAAUUUGACUUGAAGUAAAAUCAUCAAUUUUUGCCAUAUUGUAAAGACAGAUGCCUUGAUGAUAAUUAUAAUUAAUGUAAAUGGAUCUACCUUUGAUAGAUAUCAUCAUAGGAACACAUCAAUGAAUGUGAGACCAGAUAUGGAAUCAGACUUGUAGUAUAAUGUAGAGGUAUGUUACAAAUGACUGUUAUUAUGAUGUUAGGGAGAAUUGUUGUUUGCGUUUAAAUUGAAUUUUCCUUCUCCUUUUUAGUAUUUAGGAAAAAAACCUGAGGCAAUUACCAUCAUUGAUAUGUUAUGUGUUUGAAAAGUAAACAACUACGGUAUACAACUAGUUGUAUUUUGUAUUCAACCAAUUUCUAUGUGAAAUUAUUUGUAGAUAUUUUGACAAAUUCUUGAAAAUACCCAAGAGAGACCUUUACAAUGUGCCUUUAGAAAGCGUCUACUCAGAGAUCCAGAAGUGCGUUAUGUAACUCUUCGUAAUAGUCUCUGAGUUAACAACCUUCCCAGCAGAUGAAAGGGUAAUCUCACUGCCAUACUUGUGAAUUAAAAAGUAUACUGAACCAUCUAUUUUGGAAACUCAUACUUGGAGUAAUAUGAAGUUGAUUUUUGUAUGAAUCUAUUGUAUAAAGCGCUUCAUGUGAGUACAUGUAAGUCCUUUGAUUGUCAUAAUGUUAAUCUGUGCCAUUGAAUGACCUAAAUUUCCAUUUAAUGUUAUAUUUUUUGAAUUAGUAAAUGAUACAAAUUGCAAAAUACAUGAAAAUAUAGUAUGGAAUUUGAUUCUUUUGCUGAAUUUGUAACUCUUUAUGUAAAUAUUCCAGAAGAAAUUGGUGACUUUUGAUUUGCCAAAUUGAAAAAGUGUGACGUAAAACUUGCUUACCGUAAAUUUUAUUUCCUUAUGUCCCAAAAGAUACCUUGACAAUUCAGCAUUGAGAUGCAUUUAUUUUGUAUAGUGUGUCAUUAUAUUAGUAAUAAAUGAACUGUGAAUGAUACCUAAGUUGAGUGUUGAAAGUGAACUACAGACUAGACUGGAGUCACCCUUUUUCUUGAAAUUUUAUGUUACCAGCAGACUUAACCAGCAGCUUGAUUGGAAACAUGAUGGAUGUACAUGUACAGGUAGAUAAGUCAUGUAAUGGGGUACCUGUUUUUCUAGCAUUGAUGAGUGACUUUGAGCUUUAAAAGGGCCUUAGCUUUAAAAUGUUUUGAUUUUGAAAUGAAAAAUGUCUUGAGAAUUUUCGGGGAAAAAAGAAGAAAACCUUUGUUCUUUGUACCUGUACUCUGAAAUUUGAAUUAAAGUAUUAUUUUGAUGUAAGUGUUUAUCAGUUUGAAAUAUGAUUACUGGUAAUCAUAUGAUAUGUAAUUUUCUGUAUUGAGCCAGUGCACCCUAUAUAUUUCCUUCUGAUUAUAGGGCACACAGUAUACUUUGUGUGGAUUCUGUGAAAGUUAAAUUGAUCUUUGUCUCUUACAAACAGAAAGAAAAUGAAUAAAUAUACUUAUAUUUUGAGCUUAAGUACAAUAAUCUGUAAGUACAAAAAUGGGAGACUGGAACAGAAAUAAAAUUUGAAUUUGAUGGAAAAAAA